Molecule: messenger RNA, 20509 nt
Organism: Coregonus sp. 'balchen'
Lineage: Eukaryota; Metazoa; Chordata; Actinopteri; Salmoniformes; Salmonidae
Source: the annotation of a GenBank genome assembly
AUGUGGCAGCCAGCGACCGAGGUGGAAGAGCAGUAGUUGCCCUAAUCCAUCUGUAGUGAGACCAUUUAGACCUGUCACACUGUGUUUAGCCAGCCUCUAUUGAAGCAUACACUAGAUAUAGUUGUCUUAAAAAUCAUGGAAUAGGUAGUUGCCUACUUUAUCCAGUUUUAGGAUCCCUGCCCCCACCCUAUAGUUACAUUCUCUAUAAAAUGAGAGUCACAAACUUGGCACACUGUCACACUAUGCAAUCGUUACACUGUUUUAACCAUCUGCUACCCAUGUGUUUUGUGACAGUGGGCUUUGCUUCUGUUCUGACCAAAUAUGCUAACAACACACCACACUAUAAGCUAAGGCUAUCCACCUCUCCAGAUCCCUCACGCUCGCCCUCCUCUCUUUAGCUUCAAUUCAAUCUAGGCCUAAGGCACCUUUUGACUUGUUUUAGACUGCUCUUUUGGAUAAAGGGAAGGGAAGAAUGAAAAGUGGUGUUCACAUUGCCAGAGUAUAUGGUAAAAACAGACUCAUCAAAACAAGUCCUCUCUCACACCCUCACUCAUUAUGUGGUCCACAUAAUCUAUCUUAGCCAUUAACCCACUGUCUCCCUCCCUCCCUCCCCCCUCUUUCACGCUCUCUCUCCCUCCAUAUUUCCAUUUCACCUCUCUCUUUCCAUCUGGAGAGCUUCAAUUGCGAGGAGAAACUGAGAGCGUACUGAUAGUGCUGCUAUAGUCUGCAGUUCAGCUUUGAGGAAGUCUUGGCUAUUAUGAAAGCUGGUCAGUGGGGAAAGAGGGUCUGGCCUUUUGAUCACACCAUGAUGAGGACACUGUGUGUGUGUGUGCGUUUUUUAUUCCUCACCCUCUCUUCCUCUUCCUUUCACUGAGGGCAGCGAUGCUGGGUAAUGUGGGCAAGGUGUGUUAAAGCCAAGGGUGUGUUAACUAUUUGAAGCACUCUUUUGUUCGAGGUUGUAAAGAUAUGUGUCGUAACCUGCUGUUUUCUUCCUCUCUCCGUCACAGGGCAGUGAUGCCGGGUAUGGUGAUGUUUCGGCGGCGCUGGUCAGUUGGCAGUGAUGACCUAGUGCUGCCCGCCCUCUUCCUCUUUCUACUACACUGCGUCUGGUGAGUACUGCGUUUGGAUGUUUCUCUCUGUGAGUGUAUGUUCCUGUGUCUGUCUGUUGCGGUCAGGAGUCCCCGCACCAAGCGAAAAGUUUGAAGCUGUAUAUGAGAUGAAAUUCUUACCCCCAAAAAUGUUGUGUCAUGCCCCUCUCUCCCCCUCCCCUGCCAGGCUGGUGGUUCUGUCUGUGGUUCUGUUCGGCCUGCCCUAUGGCUCGGACCAAUCCUGCUCAGUCACCCUGGUGGACCAUGGUCGGGGGUACCUGGGCAUCCUGGUCAGCUGCCUGAUCUGUGAGAGCGCCAUCAUGUGGCUGAGUAUGAGAGGCAGCAUCCUCUAUACACAGCCCAGAGAAGCUGUGCAGUAUGUCCUCUACAUACGACUAGGUAAGACACACCAGCAUGUUAUCACAAACACACUAUAUAUAGUCACACUUAAAAUAUACUCCACCUGUUCUCAUAAUAUCCUGUCUAAUUUCACAAUAUUGAGUAAUGUUGUUUCCCUGUGUUUCACUCCCCUCUCUGCUUUCUCUCUGUCAGCCAUCCUGUUGGUGGAGUUGGUAUAUGCAGUCGUGGGGAUCGCCUGGCUUUUCCAAUACUACCAACCAUGCUCUGAUGUCACUGCCAAGAACCUUGCUUUGGGUGAGUUAGAGACGGAGCAGCAAUCAAUAGAAGAAGCAUGUUGGAGACUAGAGUAAUCUUCAAAGAGAACAAGGACGGACUUGUAUAACAAAGUAAUGGAGUAGAAAGGCACGAGCAUGUGUAGCUUUUCCUACACUCUUGCGUGGUUCGUUAUCAAGAACACAAUGUAUCAAAACUAUCCUGUCUUCACCCUGUCUCCCCCAGGGAUUGUGGUGUGCAAUUGGCUGGUGAUCUUCAGCGUGUGUUUCACCCUCAUGUGUACCUUUGACCCCACGGGACGCACCUUUGUCAAACUGAAAGCCACCCGGCGACGCCAACGCAACCUCACCACCUACACCCUCAGGUUGGUACCCUCUUCCCUGCAUACUAUCAUCUGUACACCCUUAGGUUGGUACGAUCUGCCCUACACACUACCAUCUCUAAACCCUCAGGUUGGUACCUUCUGCCCUACACACUACCAUCUCUACAGAGUAUACCACCUACACCCUCAGGUUGGUACCCUCUGCCCUACACAUUACUACCCUCUCUGCCCUACCCUGACCACACCCAGCACAGCACACUAAGGUAACCAUCCUGCCGUGCCUCCCUUCCUCAGACACAGGCUAGAGGAGGGCCAAGCCAGCAGCUGGAGCAGGAGACUGAAGUUCUUCAUGUGCUGCACCCGAGCCCAGGACACACAGUCUGUGAGUGAAAUAGAAUUAAUGUUCCUCUAUCCAUCACUCAACUUCCUAUAUGAUACAAGCUAUUCAGUGAUAAUCAACGGUUUUGGUUAGGAUCUGUUCUUGUGGUUAUUCAUGGUUCAACCUCUAUCUUUCCUCUCCUGUUAGGAUGCGUAUUCUGAGGUGGCCAGCCUGUUUGCAGAGUUCUUCCGAGAUCUGGACAUUGUGCCUAGUGACAUCAUAGCUGGCCUGGUGCUGCUUCGCCAGAGACAGAGGUCCAACAGAGGUGCCAUUCUGGACCAGGUAACAGGGGAUGGGGACCAGUGUGGAGAGAGAGAGCGAGGGAUGGGGGGGAAGGUAAAAUGGUGACACUUUUUUUGGUUACUACAUGAUUCCAGGUGUGUUAUUUCAUAGUUUUGAUGUCUUCACUAUUAUUCUACAAUGUAGAAAAUAGUAAAAAUAAAGAAAAACCCUGGAAUGAGCAGGUGUGUCCAAACUUUUGACUGGUACUGUAGUCUUACUAGUACUGUAUAUUCCAAUAUGUGAAAUUGUGUGAUGUGUGUUGUUUUUCUCCCUCAGGCCAACAAUGACAUUUUAGCCUUCUUAUCUGGAAUGCCUGUAACUCGCAACACCAAAUACCUGGACCUUAAGAACUCGGUGAGUUUGUGUUCGUGGAUUUAUAUUGAACCUCUAAGGCAGCAGUGUAGCCUCUGUCUCUCUGUUUGUGGAUGUAUUUUUAACAUUGUGUGUGUGUGUCCCUCAGACGGAGAUGGGCAUGUACAAGGAGGUGUGUUACUACAUGCAGUUUGCCCUGGCCGCGUACGGCUGGCCCAUGUACCUGAUGAGGAAGCCUGCGUGUGGGCUGUGCCACCUGGCCAGCUCCUGCCAGUAAGUCUGCCUGCCUCCCUGGCGGGCUCCCCGCCUCCCAUCCCAUGCACUUACACCGGUUUCACAUUUCACAUUCAUCAGCAUUGACAAAGUGGUAAUCCACUGGGACAAUAACACUCUGGUCAGACCCCACUCUCUGACACAGUGGGUAAACAAUGGAGCACUGACACACAGCGUGUUCCACUCCACUGUUCAGACAAAACACUGAACCACGCACUAACCACUUGACUAGUGAUACAAAUACCUAAAUACAGUGAAUCACACAGAUAUGUUUGUGUUUUAGACUCACACACUCAAUCUAAGGACCUAUUGAAGUAAUCUCUCUCCAUCUCUCCCCUUUCUCGCUCUCUCUCUUCCUCUCUUUAUUUCCCUCAUCUCUGUGUGUCUGUCCUCUACUCUCUCUCCCUCCAUCUCUCUCUCAGCUGUACAUCAGGGUCUGGCUCUAGGCUGUCCCAGACAGUGACGGUGGAGGAGGAUAACUGUUGUGGCUGUAACGUCCUGGCUAUCCGCCGCCACUUCCUGGACAGAGAGCUGAAGCAGGUCCACGUUGUCUACACAUCCUGGCACGACGCGGUGAGUAGAGUACCCAACGGAAGGGUGACCGACUUAGGGGUCAGGCGUCAGUCUGGACAAUUACAAGGCAUGACUAGAACACAGCAGAUACAACAUGGAGUGUUCGUAGAAGCAAUUUUCACUGUACAGAUGAACAAGUGUAUGAUUUCUCAUAUUGUCUGUCAGGCAGACAUUUUCUGAAUCCCUCUCCUUGGAAUUGUUUCUCUUAAUGACUCCUUGAUGAUAUAUUGCACUUAGUGCCCCCCAAUAAUAGAUGUAAUAUAACACCUUUUAUAAACUGGGUGGUUUCGAGCCCUUAAUGCUGAUUGGUUGACAGCCGUGGUAUAUCAGACCGUAUACCACAGGUAUAAGUGACAAAACAUUUAUUUUGACUGCUCUAAUUUACGUUGGUAACCAGUUUAUAAUAGCAAUAAGACACCUCGGGGGUUUGUGGUAUACGGCCAAUAUACCACGGCUAAGGGCUGUAUCCAGGCACUCCGUGUUGCAUCAUGCUAAGAUCAGCCCUUAGCCGUGGGAUAUUGGCCAUAUACCACACCCCCUUUGGCCUUAUUGCUUAAAUAUUGCAUUGCUCUGUACCAAGGGAAGUAAAUCACACUGCCAAUUGGCUGGCUGGACAAAUAUCCCAAUCACAUACAAAAUAUUACACCUGUUAAUUAUUUUCCGUUUGCAGAGGGAAGUUGCCAUAGCGAGAGAGCACUCAAAACACACUGAUUUGUAAAGCAGACUUCUCUGUUAACUAGGCCAAGUCUGACUUUCCAUCCAUUAAAGCACACCAUGCAGGCUAGCUAGCAGGAGAGUGGAGGGUCUGGAGUCUGCAGACACACCAUGCAGGCUAGCUAGCAGGAGAGUGGAGGGUCUGGAGUCUGCAGACACACCAUGCAGGCUAGCUAGCAGGAGAGUGGAGGGUCUGGAGUCUGCAGACACACCAUGCAGGCUAGCUAGCAGGAGAGUGGAGGGUCUGGAGUCUGCAGACACACCAUGCAGGCUAGCUAGCAGGAGAGUGGAGGGUCUGGAGUCUGCAGACAACCAUGCAGGCUAGCUAGCAGGAGAGUGGAGGGUCUGGAGUCUGCAGACACACCAUGCAGGCUAGCUAGCAGGAGAGUGGAGGGUCUGGAGUCUGCAGACACACCAUGCAGGCUAGCUAGCAGGAGAGUGGAGGGUCUGGAGUCUGCAGACACACCAUGCAGGCUAGCUAGCAGGAGAGUGGAGGGUCUGGAGUCUGCAGACACACCAUGCAGGCUAGCUAGCAGGAGAGUGGAGGGUCUGGAGUCUGCAGACUCGCAUCACAGAGAGUUAGGCAAGGACACUCCAUGAUGGAAGUCAUCAUUAUAGUCCUUGGCUGUUUCAUCUGCGAUGUCUUUGAUUGAUGUGUGUAACUAAAAGAAAUAGAUUUAGCUGCUACCUCUCUCACUAUGCUCUCUCUCCCCUUCAUAGGUUUACGAGACACCUUUCUUUGUGGCUGUGGAUCACGGGAAAAAGAAAGUUGUCAUCAGCAUUCGAGGAACCCUGUCCCCCAAAGUAAGACACCACACACUGUGACACAGUGACAAACCAAUGACUCACAAGUGACUGACCAGAGAGUAAUCUAACUACCAUGGUUAUGUACCAAAUGGCAACCUAUUCCCUAUAUAUUGCAACACUUUUGACAAGAGCUUCUGGUCAAAAGUUGUGCAUGUAGUGUUUAAAAAAAGAGAGAGGGUGAUUGCAUCUCCCAAAAAGACUGCAACAACCUACACAGUCCACUAUAUAGGUCAAAAGGUGCUAUUUGGGAUGUAAGUGAAUUACCAGAUAGUCACCUAAGUCCAUGUAAGUCAAUCAUGGAGCACAAUAAAAUGUUUUGCAGUACAACAACUUUCAGUGCAGUUAAAUUCCUUGCAGUUCUAUGACAUAGAAUCUUUCCAUUUUCAACUGAACUCCCACACCCCCUCUCUUGUUGGCUAAGCAUUCUCUUGGCUCAAAUUUGCUCACGAAAAACAGCACUGAACUGUGCAGGAAGUACUGUAAAAUCACUAUACUCUGCAGCACGAUUUCUUUAACAGUGUCCAAGGAAAGGAGACUAUUAUUUAUCUGGAGCAGGAAGAAAAUGUGUUGCACUUGCUAGCAGUGUUCAGAACUCCCCUUGAUCAUGUGUCAACCCAUCUAUUUAAAAUGGCACGGUUAAUUUUCUCACAGCAAAAUAGUUUUUUCUUUACUUGAGGAAAUGGAGCCCAUUCUCUCUCUCUCUCUCUCACUCACUCACACACACACACACACACACACUCUAUCUCUCCUGUCUUUCAUCUUUUGUUUUCACCUCCUCCACUUAAAGACAUGCUCCAGUACUUUGGCAACUAAGAAAGUAUUUUUUAAACCUCCUGCUUUGGGCUAGAUGUGUCAAUGUGUAGUUUAUACAUGCAUAAUCUAUGAGCAGAAUUACAGUCUUACCUCAAUUAGCCAGGAAAUCCCUCGUUUGAAAGCGACUGUUUUCUUGAAGCUGUGCCAUGCCAUUUUCUCGACAUUUCCCCCAAUGUAGCCCAGCCCCCUAGCAAUUCGAGUUCUGGCCAAUAAGUUCAGCCCCUCGCAUUUGAAAGGGAAAGGGGAUACCUAGUCAGUUGUACAACUGAAUGCAUUCAACCGAAAUGAGUCUUCCGCAUUUAACCCAACCCCUCUGAAUCAGAGUCCUGGCUGCCUUAAUUGACAUCUGCCUUGCUCAAGGGCAGAACAGCAGAUUUUUCCACCUUGCCAGCUUGGGAUUCAAACAAGUUACUUUUCGAUUACUGUCCCAACGAUCUAACCACUAGGCUACCUGCCGCUGCGUGACCGCUAGCAGAGGCCUGCCCAGUGUUAUCCAAUGAGGUUGUAGGGAGAGAGAGCGAGCAAUGACGUGGUGCACAUAUCUGCACAUAUGUGAAGUAGUACGCAGUUUUUGGGGACCACCUUUGGCUCAUGAGUGCUACUUUCAGAACUAGUGGCUAAAAAGUAUAGAAAAGUACCAGAGAAUAUAUUUAAGUGCAUGUAAUAGUAUCAGGACAUGUUUUCUGUGUGUGUGUGUGUGUGUGUGUGUGUGUGUGUGUGUGUGUGUGUGUGUGUGUGUGUGUGUGUGUGUGUGUGUGUGUGUGUGUGUGUGUGUGUGUGUGUGUGUGUGUGUGUGUGUGUGUGUGUGUGUGUGUGUGUGUGUGUGUGUUAGGAUGCCCUGACUGAUCUCACAGGGGACUCUGAGCGUCUGCCAGUGGAGGAGCAGCAUGGAAACUGGUUGGGCCACAAGGUGAGAAUGCACUCACAUUCACCCAGCCAAACCUAGUCCAAUCAGAGGUUCCCUUGGGUGUCUCUUCACCCUCUGUUACAAGCCAUCCCCAAGAAAUAUUAGUAUAAUGUGCUCCCAAAGCACAGGGGCCAUUUCACCUCUCAAAAGUGGAGUGAUUUAUAGAUGUAAAAUGAGUGGAUAUUAAAAUAACUGAAUGAAGAGGCUGAUGAGAAGCAAAGAUUAAUGGAAUGUAACAGUCUGCCUCUCUCUCUCUCUCUCGCUCUCCCCUAUUCCCUCCCUUCUUAUCUUCCUGUCUCAGGGGAUGGUUUACUCAGCAGAGUACAUUAAGAAGAAACUGGAGCAGGAAAUGAUCUUGUCACAAGCCUUUGGGAGAGACUUGGUACAUGAGUGAUGAAUAUGUGGAUAUGUCUCUGUGUGGAGUGUGUUAGAAAGGAUUUGUGUAUAUUGGUUGAAAUGUAAUAUGUUUGAAUAACUAACACUUUCAUGGGAACAGAGCCUUAGAAGAAAAUAUAAGAUUUUGUUGAAGGGUGUGCGUGUAUACAAGUAUAAUCCUAAUCUGUGUAGAAAGGAUUUGUGUAUAUUGGUUGAAAUGUAAUACAUGUUUGCAUAACUAACACUUUCAUGGGAACAGAGCAUUAGAAGAAAUAGAAGAUUUUGUUGAAGGGUGUGUGUGUGUAUAUACAAGUCUAAUCCUAAGGUUUUUCUCAGGGUAAGGGAACCAUGCACUACGGGCUGGUGAUAGUGGGACACUCCCUUGGUGCUGGUACUGCAGCCAUCCUUUCCUUCCUGCUCCGCCCCCUGUACCCCACACUGCAGUGCUACUCCUACUCUCCACCAGGUGGCCUUCUGAGGUAACUACGGCCUUCAUCAUUGUCAUCAAACUAUACGGUAGAUGUAGUUGCUCGGCCCAUUGCUUGUAGCCACUUGUAGCUAUUGCAACAGGACAGGAAGCACCAAGACCUACUCGGAUCAAGAAAACUUUGCAUCAGACAUCCAUAUCCCAUUGCUUAUACAGCCUGGAAUUGCAUUGGGAAAGAAAUGACCUAUAGUAUACAAAACUCGCACACUGAAACGUCCAGCCUUCACCAGUCAUAAGAUCACUGUGUAACAUGUCCAUGUGUGUCUUUCAGUCCCCUCAAACUGGAUUUGCAAUGUAAAUCAUGGUGUAAAAGGUUGUGUGUGAACAUAUGACAUGUUCCAGUGCUCUGCCAGUCCAGUGCUGUUCUGAGAUGAGGUAAUUUGUGGUUAGAACUGGUUCUAGACUGUCUGUGCUGAUCAAAUGAGGUAGAGGCCUUUUGUCAAGUCCUCCAGUUUCUAGGCUAUAGCAUAAAGCAGGGAACUCAGAAGCACCAUCUCCGUAUACACCAGGGAUUUCUGUGCUGAGAUCUCUUUUCUUCUUCAUAUUUGUCAGUCGUGACUCUUGAUCUAGCCCGUUUGUCUCUGAUCUCUAUUGAUAUUGAUUAGAUCCGAUAUAAAUGUAUUCCCUUUUAUGACACCGAUGUCGAGAUCUUGGAUGCUUUUUAUCGAAGGGCAACUCAUCGCGGGCCUUGAUGCCUCUACACAUCGACGUUUGCUGUGGGGAGACGUUGAAUUAUUUAGCCAGAUGGAAUGAGAUCAGACUGUGUGUGGAAAAAAUCUGGUUGGAAAUUCAGCAGCAAAAAUUUCAGUGGUGACGGAGGGAAAGAGAUCGGGGAAGGAGAAGAGUACACCACAUUCUUACUAGACAAACACAUUGUUUUUCUGACCCACCCUUCCUUUUUUCACAUCUUCUUUCUCUUUUUGUGUCUCUGACUUUCUUCUUCUCCUCUUGUUGUUUCUACAGUGAGGAUGCCAUGGAGUACUCCAAAGAGUUUGUCACCUCUGUCGUUUUGGGAAAGGACCUUGUCCCAAGGUAUGCCAUCUAUGUAGAAACCCCUCCGAUCUCAAGUAUCAUAUCUGUCAUGGUGUACAGUUGUACUCUGUAGUGGUCCUCUGUAGCUCAGCUGGUAGAGCACGGCGCUUGUAACGCCAAGGUAGUGGGUUCGAUCCACCCAUACACAAAAAAAACAAAACAUGUAUGCACGCACGACUGUAAGUCGCUUUGGAUAAAAGCGUCUGCUAAAUGGCAUAUUAUUAUUAUUAUUAUUAUUAUUAUAUUACUCAUUUCUCUGCUGCUUGUCUCUAUUAGGAUUGGUCUCUCUCAGCUGGAGGGGUUUCGGCGCCACCUGCUGGAAGUUUUACAGAAGAGCGACAAGCCAAAGGUAGCGCAUGUAUUUCUAAUAAGAUAGCAAAGUGUGUGUGUGAUCAAGCUCCGUAUAUUCUACAGAAAUGAAGCAUCAACACUAUGCUCUAACCGCUAUCAGUAUAGGUUGUAACUGCUGAUAUCUCUCUGCCAGUGGAGGAUCAUUGCAGGGGGCACUAAGUGCAUUCCUAAGUCCGAGCUGCCUGUGGACGACGGCCCCCAGCCCCAGGCGGCCCCCGUGCCCCCCAGCACCCGUCUCUGGCUGCACCCCAGUGAUCUCAGCAUCGCCCUGUCAGCCUCCACCCCCCUCUACCCCCCGGGCAAGGUCAUCCACGUGGUCCACAACCACCCCUUAGAGACAUGGUAAGAGGCCUGGUAUUACAAUGAUGGCACAAUAAAGUUUAUUAGUCACAUGCACAGGGUCGCAGAUGUAAUUUCAGGGUACAGUGGAAUCCUCUUUGACCAACAAUGCAGGUCAAAGAGAAGUGGGUGAAACAAUAACACAAAUAAUAAUAGUAGUAAUACUAUAUAGUAGUAAUAAAAAGUAAAAUAAUGGAAUGGAAAAAGAUCACAGGAUAGCAUAUACUGUAUAUAUACACAUAUUUACAGCUAGUUUUAAAUUCUAUACAGCUGCUGCAGUUAGAAGUGUGUAAACAAGGAUAUUGUCCAUAGAGUGACGAGUGAGUAACAAGGAUAAAUGUCCAUUGGGGGUUGAGGGGGUGCAGGGGAGGGAGGGGCGGGUGGAUAAAUGUCCAUUGGGGGUUGAGGGGGUGCAGGGGAGGGAGGGGCGGGUGGAUAAAUGUCCAUUGAGGGGGAGGUAAAAUGUCCGCGGGGGGUAGGAAGUCCGGGGGGCAGGAGUGGGACAGGGGGAGUAGGUAGCUGACUAGUGGUGGCUAUUCAGCAGCCUGAUGAUCAGGGGGUAGAAGCUAUUGGCCAGUCUGUCAGUUUUUGCCAUGAUGAUCCUAUAUUGCCCGCGUCGGAGUGAUGAAAUCGAGGAGAACAGGCAGUGGCUCGAGUGGCUGAGGUCCCUGAUGAUCGUCUUGGCCUUCCUGCGACACCUUGUGUUUUAGGUGUCCUGGAGGGCAGUCAGUGUGCAUCCGAUGGUGCGUUCGGCUGAGCAUACCACCCUCUGUAGAGCCUUGCGGUCAACGGCGGUGGAGUUGCCGUACCAGGCUGUGAUACAGCCCGACAGUAUGCUCUCUGGUGCUCCUGUAGAACACUCUGAGGGCCCUCGGGGACAGUCCAAAUUUCUUCAGCCUCCUGAAUUUGAAGAGUCGCUGUCGUGCCUUCUUCACCACGGUGUCCGUGUGGUUUGACCAUUUCAGCACCUUGGAGAUGUUUACGCAGAGGAACUUUAUGUUUUUGACCUUCUCCACGGUGGCCCUGUUGAUGAGGAUGGGAGUGUGCCCAGCCUGGUUCCUCCUGAAGUCCACAAUCAGCUCCUUUGAUUUGCUGACGUUGAGGGAGAGGUUGUUUACCUGGCACCAUGCCGUCAGAAUAACCUACCUCCUCUCUGUAGGCCAUCUCGUCUUGGUUGGUAAUCAGGCCGACUACUGUUGUGUCGUCAGUGAACUUGAUGAUGGAGUUGGAACUGUGUGAGGCCACGCAGCCGUGGGUAUAGAGGGAGUACAGGAGAGGACUGAGGACGCACCCAUGUGGGGUUCCCGUGUUGAGGAUCAGUGUGAAGGAGGUGAUGUUGCCUAGCUUCACCACCUGGGAGCGGCCCGUCAGGAAGUCCAGGACCCAGUUGCAUAGGGAGGAGUUCAGUCCCAGGGCUGAGAGCUUUGUGGUGAGCUUAGUGGUAUUGAAGGCCGAGCUGUAGUCGAUGAACAGCAUCCUCACAUAUGCAUUCCUUUUGUCCAGGUGGGUGAGGGCAGUGUAUACUACCAAUCAGUUUAGUACACCUCUAGUGUGAUAUGUUUCACGCUGAUUGGAAAUAAACUGUACUAGGGAAAAGGCUGGCUUUACUCAGACAUUACUUUUGAUAUAAAUGUGCAUGCAUAGAAAAGUUUGUGGUUAUACACACAUCCUUAAAAACAUAGGUGGUGGGCUAAUAAAGAAUACUAGUAUAGAACAAGAAGGCCCGCACACUGUUAAAGCUCCCAAUUCACCACUUUAUUGAGAACGUUUCGAUCCGAAACUGAUCUUCGUCAGGUCAAACAAACUGAGUGCUCACAUCCCAAAAUAUACAGAUUUCACCUCACAUGACGCAUGGUGGGUGCAAAAAACAUUUGUGUAUCUCUAAUAAUUUAAUAACAAUGAGAUGGGUACAUGUAGUGGUUCCAGAAAAUAAUAUAUAUUUACAAAAUGACCAAGUGGGUAACCUGGAAGGCAAGAAAAAUCUAAGUAAAGUGACAUAUUCAUGUAGGAAAUGGUCUGAUAUCAAACUCUUGGUUCAGACCUCUAGGAGACAUGGUACACAAACGGUGAAUCCAAUACAAUUCUCUUCUCAAUAAUAGAUUAUCAGUAUCUCUGCCCCUCCUAGGAGUCUUAACAUGUUCGAUGCCAAUGUAUCUCAAAGAGCUAAUGUUGUGACGAGCCUCCAUGAAAUGCACAGCCACAGGGUUUCUCUGGUCAACAUUAACAUUACAUUAACGUCAUUUAGCAGACGCUCUUAUCCAGAGCGACUUACAGUUAGUGAAUACAUAUUUUUUUAUACUGGCCCCCUGUGGGAAUCGAACCCACAACCCUGGCGUUGCAAACGCCAUGCUCUAUCAACUAAGUUACAUCCCUGCCGGCCAUUCCCUCCCCUACCCUGGACGACGCUGGGCCAAUUGUGCGCCGCCCAUGAGUCUCCCGGUCGCGGCCGGCUGCGACAGAGCCUGGAUACGAACCAGGAUCUAGUGGCACAGUUAGCACUGCGAUGCAGUGCCUUGGACCACUGCGCCACUCAGGACAAGGGUCCUGAUAUUACUCCUGUGUUCUGCUGUCCUUGUUUUCAGAGCUCCUUUUGUUUUAGCUACAUAGCAUAGACCACAAAUACACUUCAUCAGGUAUAUCACAUGUUUUUGUGAAACAACAUGUAAUGAUGCCCUUAAUCUUAAUGCCCUUUCCCAUGAUAGGGUGAUUGAACAUUGUACAUUUGUUUGAAGUUACACUGGGUACAUCUGCCACAUCUAUAGUUACCGUCCGGAACAUUGUCUAGAAAGGUACUGCGUGGCACUAGUGGAAGAUCAGGCCUCAACAUCAUUUGACUGAUGUUGGGGGCGCAUCUGAAGACUGUAUACUGUGUAUACUACCAAUCAGUUUAGUACACAUCUAGUGUGAUAUGUUUUACUCUGAUUGGAAAGAAACUGUACUAGGGAAAAGGCUGGCUUUACUCAGACAUUACUACUGGUAUAAACGUGCAUGCAUACAUCAUUUUGCUGCGUAUAUAAUUUAGCUGACACUUCUCUGACCCCCCCCCCCCCCCCCCCCUCUGUGUGUAGCUGUGGACAGGAGGAGCCCACCUACUCAGCUCUCUGGGGGGAUAACAAGUCUUUCAACGAGGUUAUCAUCUCCCCUGCCAUGCUAAAUGAGCACAUGCCUCACAUGGUGAUGGAGGGACUCAACAAGGUCUGUGGAUAUAAUAUAUACACUGUACAUGUCUGUCUGGGUUUCCUUUGGGUGUUGGAUGGGAUGAGUGGUGGUUUCCUGUAGAUAAAAUGAGAUUGUAGAGGUCCUGGUCAGAUGCUCUGUUGGAGAAGGUGACAGAAUAAGGUAGCGGGGCACUGGUGAAAUGCACUGAGGGAAAUAUCAAUGAAUCAAACAUCAUUCAUACUCUGAGUUGGCAGGUGACGACACUGGAUGAAUGUUCUAUGUAUGGAUGUUUUUGUGGGUUUCUGUCUGUAAAAGCUUUCCUAACAAUUGUAUGUUUUCAAUUAAUAGUUAGAACUAACCUCAUGUUUUCUUGUGCUGCUCUAGUGCUGUAGCUGGGGAAGGUGCUGUUCACUGACGGUGUGCUGGAUGUUGUCUGGUCUGCUCCAUAGGCACUACAUGCUUAGGCUAUACUGGGGUUCCUCUGAUGGAACUGCAUUAGUGUUGGAGUAUGUCUGCUGUGUGGGGGGUAUUGGUGUAAGCAUGGUGUUGUGUGAUUGAAACUGCAGUGGUGUGUUUGUAUGUCUGUGUGAUACUUAUGAUGUCUCUGCAGGUACUGGAACCAUUUGGUCUCAGUUCUGAGCAGGCAGAGGCAGAGCCAGUGGAGAUGGAGGAUGAGGGCCAACCAGCCAGCACUGUGGUGGUCAUAACCUCUGAAACAGAGCUGCCCUCUACCCCUCUGCUUUCAGAUACCUCCUCUAACGCCCACAAAGACUCACCCUCUACCUUUCCUCUUUCAGAUAGCUCUUCUGAUACCAAGAAAGACCCACUCUGUUUCUCUCCUCUUUCAAAUACAUCUUCUGAUACCCACAAAGACCUUUCCUCUCCCUCUUCUCUUUCAGAUUGUCCCUCUACCCCCAAAAUAGAGCUGCCAUCUACCCCCCCUCUUACAGAUACCCCAUCUGUUCCCCAAACACAGCUUCACUCUACCCCUCCUCUUAUAGAUAGUCUUUCCCCCACUGAACCAUCAAAUACCUCCCCCCACAUAGACCAACCCGCUAUCUCCCUCAUAGACCAACCCGCUAUCUCCCUCAAAGACCAACCAGCUAUCUCCCACAUAGACCAACCCGCUAUCUCCCACAUAGACCAACCCUCUAUCUCCCAAUUGUCGAAUGGCCCCUCAACUCAGAAAACUGACUUGUCCUCUACACCUCUGUGUCACACCCACUCUCUUCCCCUCAAGCAUCAAGUACCCUCCAAACAGACCUACCCUUUCCCCCCACAAUCAUGACAGACGGACCCCCUCUACUCCUCUUACAGGUGUUCCCUGCAGUACCCUACCACCAACCCACUCUGAACCUGUACUAUCCAAUACCCCUACAUCCCCUCCAAGUAGACUCUUCAAAUACACCAUCCACCACCCUCCCACUACCUAUCCCAAAUCCUCUGGUGUAAUGUUACAGCCUCUACCUCUCCUUUCCAGCUCACAGUCCCCCUCUGCCUCUUCAGUCUUACAAACCCUGUCUUACUCUUAGCUUCGCUCUAGCUUCAAAUUGUUCUGAUUGAGAAAUCACCACACACCCUACUUACUAACGCACACUUUUAUCUCUAGAUGCAGUGUGGUUUCCAUGGUUACCCCCAUUUCUCCAACACUAACCCCUCCUCAUUAUUCCUUGUGGCCUCCUGCUGUUCUUAAUUGGCAGCUCAAGGUGUCCUGAGUAAGGAGGACGUGCUAAGCUUCUCAGAGUCCUCUGAUUCCCCCACAGUUCCCCCACAGUUGGCAUGAUGGCACAAACAGACCGGCAACCAGGCUACUGUAGACCGUGUUGUCAUAUCAAAUAGAUUCUAAUGGUCUGGUUUUAUAUUAGAUUAGAGUAGCCUGUUACCUGACAGUGAUGACUACUUGUACAGAUUGACCAGCCUGAAAUAACCCCCCACCAAUCAGACCAGUUGACUUUAUAUUAGUGAGAUGAUGGAGCACUAAGCUAGCCCUCGUUUAUGCUAAAUUCAUUGAUGUAAUUUGUCAAAAGAUAAAUUGGCUUAAUACUCUAUCUCAAUGUGUUUGUUAAAAAGAGGGAGGACGUGCUUGUCUAUUAGUCAUGGGCAGUGCUUGACUUGGGCAGGAGCUCACCAGAGAUGAAUACCUGCACCUCAAAUGUUCUACUGCUUGAGCUCCUUUUCCUAGCUCACAAGUACUGUGGAGCUCCUGCACCUAAAUGUAAACAGUACCAGCACUCAAAAUGAUUACCGGCACCUAUUUCAGUCCAAGUCGAGCACUGGUCAUGGCGUUAAGGAGGCAGAACAGUACUUCCCCGGUACUGCUUUGCACUGUGGGUGGUGGGAGAGCACUCUGAGCACUGUUAGAGAUGCACCUACUGAUGUGUUUUACAGUAUUUGGUCUUGGUGGCUUUGUUUCUGUUCAGAUGUGAGAUUGUAUCCCCUAUGGUUCUGCUGGGGUGGUGGGGAUGUGUUUUUCUAUUGUUGUUGCUAUGGAAAUAUUAAGGUCAUGCUGCUUGCUGCCUUAUUGAGCUUUUGCCUGGUUCUCAGUAUGUACCAUAGUCAUCCAGAAAAGUACUGUACUUCAUUUAGUUUUUUAUAAGCUGAUUGACACCCAUCAUUUAGCUAACUGUUUUUACUCACAUCCUUCUCUGUCCAUCUCUUCCUGUUACACAUAGCUUUCAUACCAAUACCAUGCAUGUUUGUUCAGUGUUAACUCCAUUAUCAUUUAUUUUCAUGUUUCAUUAUAGCCAUUUGUCAUUUUCAUAUUGUAAUGUUGUAUUCCAUGUCACAAUGUGUUAAAAAAACAAUUGCAUGGAUCCAAAUGUUUUCUUAUGUAUUAAUGAUAUUGUAUGUUUUUGAAUCAUGCUUUUUUUCAUUUUGUGUUUUAACUCAUUAAAGACAUAAUAUAUUUAACUGUGUGGUGAUGUGAUUACCAUGAAUGUAGUAACUGUUGUCUGUGCUCUCUUGUCUUUUCAUCAGUUUAUAUGAAUAACCUACUUAGGGUGUACACACACCACACAUACAUCUGGCAUAGGCCUACAUAUUAUGGAAUACUUGUGCAGCAACAUGUAAGGUGAAGGUCUAAUCUGUGUGAGAUUUGUAUCCAGGGGUAUAGUGCAUGACUUUGGUAUCGACUCGGGUUUGGUGUUUGCCUGUGCUGUCCAGGUUUGUUCAGUAUUCAAGUACCAUGCUUAAACAAAUGAGGGUGGAUGGACUUAGUGUUUCUGACCUUAAUCUUUCCCUUCACUUGACACAGUGUUGACUUGUCUCUAAUGCCUUGUUUUCAAUCAUCUUAACAUUCACUUUUUCCUGUACUAGCCUACCUGUCAAUCCAUUGUUCUUGCUGAUGUCAAUUACAUAUUACAGGCAAUUCCAGUUCUACAGCACUUUAAAUUAUCCUUAUUGAUCACCUUAGCCUUUGUUCACUGUUACUGCUCUCCCUCCUUCUUCUUCUUCAGUCCUUCCAGAGCCUCUAAAUCAUCAGUCAAUAAUGUCUACAAUGCUGGUGGCAGUAAAUUGACUGCUCAUCCUCCUAUCGUAUUAUUGACAGGUGCUGGAGAACUAUAACAAAGGGAAGACGGCCCUGCUGUCGGCUGCUAAGGUAAUGGUGAGCCCAACCGAGGUGGACCUGAACCCAGAGACCAUCUUCAUGGCAGCCGCCCCCCCUCCUGCCUCCCAGCAGCCCACCCCAACCACCAAACACCGCAGGAACAGCAGCGUUCGGUUAGUCCACUGGGAUAUGUGUGGAGCCGUGGGAGGGUCAUGGCAGAGAUUGGAAAAAUGUAUGACUGACUGUGUAUAGUCAAAAUCUCAUGCAUUUGUACAGGUAACUGCCAAAAUAAUGGAAAUACUUGAGUAAAUUAAGGAUUCAAAGUAUAUUGAAAGCAGGUGCUUCCACACGUGUGGUUCCUGAGUUAAUUAAGCAAUUAACAUCCCAUCAUGCUUAGGGUCAUGCAUGAAAAUGCUGUACAGGUUGUUAUUUUUUACAAUAUUUUGGCUACCAUGGCUCUGCCCCCAUAGGAUGACAAUGCCCCUAUCCACUGAAUGGUUGAUGAGCAUGAAAACAAUUAUGCCAUGGCCGACUGUCACCAGAUCUCAAUCCAAUUGAACACUUAUGGGAGAUUCUGGAGUGGCUCCUGAGACAGUGUUUUCCACCACCAUCAACAAAAGAGCCAAUGAUGGAAUUUCUCGUGGAAGAAUGGUGUUGCAUCCCUCCAAUAGAGUUCCAGACACUUGUAGAAUCUAUGCCAAGGUGCAUUGAAGCUGUUCUGGCAGCUCAUGGUGGCCCAAUGCCUUAUUAAGACACUUUAUGUUGUUGUUUCCUUUAUUUUGGCAGUCGCCUGUAUGUUAUGUGCAAGAGUCUGCAAGAAUGUACCUUCACAGUUUGUUCUUCUAUGUGUUCAGAUAGAAGCUAAGCAUGACAGCAUUAACUCUACCACUGUACCUUUCUCCCAUGCACGCUCCUCGCUCUCUGACCCACAGUCAUUGGUCUGACUCCAGAUCAGUGGAAACGUAUGGUCGUACACAGUUCCCCCCUCGCCCCCCUCUGAUUUAGCCCCUGUAGAACAGAAGUAGUCUAUUGUCCUGUUAGUGAUUGUGAAGUGUAACCCUAACCUUAACAAUUUAUCCCCCUCUCCUACCUCUGUGCUCCAACCCCUCUCCUCUAUCACUCUGUCAUCUCUACUAUCUCUAAUACCCCCCUUUCUUUACUCUCAUCCAUCUUGUAUUAUUCCUACCAUAUUAUACUUUUUUCUUACUUGACCCCUUCCCAUUUCUGCCUCCAUUUUAUUUCUAUCCUAUUUUGAUUUCAUUACAUAAUGUUUCUCUUGUGACGGACCCAUUUUUUAAAACAAAUGUUUCUCUAUUUGGUGAAUAUGUUACCCCACCCUUCCUCCCUCCAAUCUCCCCCCUUUCCUUUGCUCUCCUCCUCUUCCCCUCCUUUCCUCCUCUCAGUUCCUGUGCUCGCUCUGAGAUAUCACUGGAUGGCUUUGCGGAGUGCCCCCCUCCCCCAGUGCCAGUGGUUCUGCGGGGGGCCAGGGAGCGCCUUACUGUGGAGCUGAGGGACCGCCACGCCCCCCUGGCCGUGAUGGAGAGCCUGUCAGACGCUGAGUCCCUCUACAGCCUGGACUCCCGACGCUCCUCAGCUGCACUCAGGGGCUCGCCCAUGCUGGGGUGCCUCCCCUUCCAAAUGAAUGCACCCAUCCCUGAGGAGAACCCCUCUCUCAGCUCCCGCACUGAGCUGCUGGCUGCCGACUGCCUCUACCAGGCCACCCCAGAGCACGAGCUGGGAGAGGCAGGACCUUACUUCACUCCUCUGGGGUCCGGCUCCACCCCAGACUACUCCAUGCGCCUCUCCCCUUCCACUCCGCACUACAGCGGCUACCACUCCCCAGCACCACUGGCCCAGAGUGUUAUAGGUCAGCCUUUCACACAAAAAGAGCCUUGUGCCGCCCCAUGCCAUCAAAUGCCUGGCGUUUACAGCCCGGGCAGCACCCCUAAUGCUCCCCUCAGCCCACAGAUCAGCCAUGGGGAGGAGGAGGGAGUAGAGGGAGAAGGAUGGGAAACCGAGACAGGAGAGUCACAGCCCUCCUCCUCCACUCCUCCAGCCCAGCUGUCCAACGGCAACCCUAGUCAGGCAGUGCUGGAGUUUGCACAGUACCUGGACUCUCUCUUCAGGCUGGAUGGCAGUGGCUCACCGCCUCUGGAGUUGUCUGACGGGGAGUCUGAGUCCGGUCGGGGGUCGUAUGGUCAGGGAGAGGGUCCAGGGGAAGAACAGAGGGGGGACGAAACACAGCUUCUGGCUCGGGCCACAAUGGAGCCUAACCUGGUCCCCAAGCCCCCCCGUACCUUUGCUGGAUCUGCUGACCCUUCCUCUGGCAUCUCCCUCUCACCCUCAUUCCCUCUUUCUUCCUCUGGUGAGCUCAAUGACCUCUCUCCCGCCGACGGAGCACCUCCUCCCACGCACUCACUACGAACCUCCAUUCCCUGUCCCCACCCUGAAGAAAACUCACUGGCGUCUAUGGUAUAGUGGCCCACUCAGUCUCUCCAUGACUCUUUCUCUCUCCUCUUUCCUUAUUUCGUUGCUGCAUCUAUCUGAUAUUAAAGUAUCACUGAACAUGCAUGCGAUGGAAUGCAAUCUGCUAUGCUGUUACAGUACCUUACAAAGACAUGACAUGGCAGACCAUAAUGAAUAAGACUGAGAUGAAAAACUCUUGUUCCAUUUUCAGGUGUCAAAAGCUGUGUAUAGCAUUUUCACUACUAUUGUAAUAAUACAUUUGAAUCUCUGUCUGCAUGCCAGGGGCCUGUGCUGCUUUGGGGUGAAUAGCCUCACCACUGACUGUCAUUCCAACACACACUAUCUCACUCACAUCAACACAUGGUAGCAUUACAGCCAUGCAGUGACGUGACUUUAUCAAAUGGGAGACAACUGAACAGGGAUGAGGAGGACUUAGUCACUAGGUAGGGUUUGCAUUGGCACAUAACCACAAUUAACGUACCCUCCUCCCUUAUCAGCUCCUAAAGCUUAUUCAUCUUUAAUAUCAGGAAAGUAAAAAAAACAGAGACAGAUGCUGAACAAUAGAGAGGAAAGAGAGAGAGAAGACGUUAUGGUUUGUUUCUCAGGUCUAUCAGGAAAUGACAGUGUGGAAGAGAAGGAGUGUAGAUCAUAGAUAAUUAAUGUGUCUUAAAACAGUGAUUGUGACAAAUGUUAAGAAUGUGGUUUUGGUCUUUGGUUGUCUUUUAUAGCAUGAGAAAGGUAGUAUCCAUUUUUUUUACAGAAAUCACUCGUCAGUCAGCAACUCUUAAUAACAUGCCGACCAUCUAACACACAUCAAAAUGCACAAUUUGCCCCCUUUUUGCCAAAUAAUGUAUUGCCAAAUGUAUUUAUAAGAUGUGAUAUUGUUUAUGUUUGUGAAAUACUGCAAAAUGUACACUCACACAAAACAAAGAUACAGGUUUCAAGUUUAACUCAGAGAGGAAGAAGAUACAUAUUGGUAUCGCUCCCUUUAAUAGCCAAUCAGUCUAUUCCCGUUCAAACUGUGUUAAAACGCCCUGAAGAGAAUGAGGAAGCUAUCCCUACAAUACUGCCAUGGCACAUAUCUCCCACAACAUGUCUCUCUCCAACAGUUUGUACCAAGCCAAUUAUGCUAUUAAAAAAACCAUGAUAUGCACUGUAGGAGAUCAUUCCUCUUAAAGGGGUCUUGCUGAGGUACACAAUUAUGUCAAUGACUUCUAAGUCUUUGUUUCCCUUUAAACUGGUUAAUCUCAAGCAUAUUGGGGUUGAACUGGAUGGGUUGUAGUGCCCACUUUCACUACAUUUUACUAAAAUAUGUGGCAAACAUAUUUAAUAUCAGUUGGGUUGUAUUGGUUGGAUCAAACAUACUACAUUAUUUAUUACUGUUGUUUCUUACUAUUAUUGCUAUUAUUGAUGGUAUUAUUAUCCUUAUUAUUACUCUUGUAACAGUUUGGUUUGCUUUCUAUGAGUUCGCUUUCAGUUGUUGGGAAAGUCUGAUUAAUUUCAGCCGACUCUCUCAAAAUAAGGGAAUAUCUCUGUGGGAAAAUAUCUCUGUCCAAGUGAAAAAGUAAUGGGGGUCAACAUCACAGGAGGUUGGUGGCACCUUAAUUGGGGAGGACGGGCUCGUGGUAAUGGCUGGAGCGGAAUUAGUGG